This is a messenger RNA of Emys orbicularis (European pond turtle), 1101 nucleotides long. RefSeq names its product histone deacetylase 11 (gene HDAC11). Bases 16 to 1101 code for a protein of 361 amino acids. Gene Ontology annotation, molecular function: histone deacetylase activity. The record is from RefSeq and is a predicted model, not a curated record. The transcript is spliced from 11 exons. Gene Ontology annotation, cellular component: histone deacetylase complex. NCBI's taxonomy places the organism in Eukaryota, Metazoa, Chordata, Testudines, Emydidae.
UACAACAUCACAUUUAUGGGAUUGGAGAAGCUACAUCCGUUUGAUGCAGGGAAAUGGGGGAAAGUAAUCAAUUUCUUGAAAGGGAAGAAGUUGUUGCCUCCUUGGCCCUGCUCAUCUAGGAAAAAUUUCUACGUGAGCUGGGUGAAUUGGCAAGAAGAAAAAUUAAUUGCAGAUGACUUGAUUGUACAAGCACGAGAAGCUACUGAAGAAGAUCUGUUGGUUGUCCACACAAGACGCUACCUGAAUAAAUUAAAGAACCAUAUCUUGGAGGGCUUUCAAGAGUGGUCAUUUGUAGUGGCUACAAUUACAGAAAUUCCACCAGUUCUCUUUCUUCCCAAUUUCCUUGUUCAGAGAAAGGUGCUGAAGCCUCUAAGAACCCAAACAGGAGGAACAAUAAUGGCAGGAAAGCUUGCCAUUGACAGAGGCUGGGCAAUCAAUGUGGGUGGUGGCUUCCAUCACUGUUCAAGUGAUAAAGGUGGAGGAUUUUGUGCAUAUGCUGAUAUCACACUGGCUAUUAAGUUUCUAUUUGAAAGAGUAGAAGGAGUGUCUAAGGCCGCUAUCAUAGAUCUGGAUGCUCAUCAGGGGAAUGGCCAUGAGAGAGACUUCAUGGAUGAUCAUAGGGUGUAUAUUAUGGAUGUGUACAAUAGAUAUAUUUAUCCAGGGGAUGGAUUUGCUAAACGAGCCAUAAAGCGGAAGGUUGAAUUGGACUGGGGUACAGAGGACACAGAAUAUCUUCAGAAGGUACAAACACAUGUGGAAGGGGCAUUAAAUGAAUCGAGGCCAGACAUCAUCAUUUAUAACGCUGGAACUGAUAUCUUGGAUGGUGAUCCACUGGGAGGUCUUGCUAUUUCACCUCAGGGAAUUGUUAAAAGAGAUGAAGCGGUAUUCAGGGCUGCCAGAAGCCACAGAAUUCCUAUCUUGAUGGUGACAUCUGGAGGCUAUCAGAAGAGGACAGCACGGAUAAUUGCUGAUUCCAUUCUUAAUUUGCACAACCUGGGGCUUAUUGACAAGGAGCUAGCAACCAGUGAAGCUAAAAACCCCAAGGUAGAACUGAUGAUUAGAGAAUCUAUUUUAGAUUUAACUAACCUGUCAUUGCAAUAA